GACCAUAAAGCAUAGAAAGGCAGCACACCAACAAGAAAUCUAACCCCAAUCUAUCAGAUGUAACAACAGCAGUUGGACUCUGCUCCAAAUAAUUGGAUUUAGGUGUUCCAAUUACCUCCAUGGCCACAUGUGUAUAAAAUCAAGCACCUAGGCAUGCAGACUGCUUCUAUAAACAUUUGUGAAGGAAUGGGUCGCUCUCAGGAGCUCAGUGAAUUCAAGCGUGGUACCGUGAUAGGUUGCCACGUAUUUAAUAAGUCCAUCCAUGAAAUUUCCUUGCUACUAAAUAUUCCACGGUCAACUGUUAGUGGUAUUAUAACAAAGUGGAAGCAACUGGGAACAACAGCAACUCAGCCACAAAGUGGUAGGCCACGUAAAAUGACAGAGCGGGGUCAGCACAUGUUGAAACUGUCUGCAGAGUCACUAGUUGGGCUUGGCCCCUUAGUUCCAAUGAAGGGACCGCUUAAGGAGUCAGCAUACCAAGACAUUUUGGACAAUUUCAUG
This is a messenger RNA of Staurois parvus, 501 nucleotides long. The record is from the annotation of a GenBank genome assembly. Lineage: Eukaryota; Metazoa; Chordata; Amphibia; Anura; Ranidae.